AUGAAGGUGGAAAACGGAAGAUCGGCACUGUUCUGGCAUCAUAACUGGGCUCCUCAAGGCUGUAUUGAAGCGCUAAAGGCAUCCUCAAACUCGAGACUUGGUAUCCCUCACAGAGCAACGGUGGCUUCGCUGUGUCGGAAUGGUAACUGGUGCCUCCCACCUGCACGAUCAGAAGCAGCCAUUGAACUCUAUGUUUUCCUCACAACAAUUCAGCUGACAUCAAAUGAGGACUCAUAUGAAUGGAGCCUCCUGGGAAAUAAAGAAGGAAGAUACUCAACUGGUUCAGCCUACACUUACUUGAAAGGUGAAAUGGAUGAUCAAACUUGGACAAAGGCGAUCUGGUUUCCAAGAUCGAUUCCACGCCACUCAUUCCAUUCUUGGCUCGUGUACUUGAAUCGCUGCCCUACGCGUGACAGGAUGAUUGGUUGGGGACUAUGUGUUGAUCCGGUUUGUCUACUCUGCAACUCGCAACCGGAAUCACGAGAUCACUUGUUCUACGACUGUGACUUUAGUUUCGAUCUAUGGACCAGAGUCUCUACUCGAUGCCGCCUUCAACCUUUGCGCUCAUGGGGUCUUACUGUGGCACAUAUGGAGUCACUGAGUGGGAAUAAAGCAACUCGAUUGCUUACUCUCCUUGCGUGGCAGGCGACAACUUACUGGCUUUGGAAUGAACGGAAUGGAAGACUGCAUGCAACUGGAACCCGUUCGGUGGCUGUGAUCUUCAAGGCGAUUGAUCAUCAAAUCAGGAACAAGAUCCAGAGCUUCAGAGAGACAAAUCCUAAUCUAUCUUCUGUGAUGAUGCAACUCUGGUUUGCGACUGCCUAG
Molecule: messenger RNA, 825 nt
Organism: Raphanus sativus (radish)
Lineage: Eukaryota; Viridiplantae; Streptophyta; Magnoliopsida; Brassicales; Brassicaceae
Exons: 1
Coding region: 1-825 (274 amino acids)
Source: RefSeq, a predicted model, not a curated record